AUGAGCCGCGGUGAUCGCGAUCCCGAAUCAACACCAGUGGACUGGGCAGAGCUCUACAUCGCUCUCGUCCCCCUCUACCACGAUCAAAUCGAACGGGAGAAUACUGAUAAAUUGAAAGCCGCAAAAGUCGAGGAAGCAAGACACGCCCGCGAAGACGAGAAGGUGGACGGGGCAGGAAAAGAGAUGCUCACCGCGGAGAAUAUCGAACAGCGUGAGGAGCGAGAACAAAUGGAAGAGGAGUGGAAGGAGAGCAAAGACGGAGAAAGAAAGGAGCAGGAGGAUGAGGAAAGACAGGAGCAAAAGUGUAUAAGAGAGGAAAGGCGGAGGAGUAUUGAAUGCUCUCAAGAGGCAAGGGGUCUUUGCAGAAUCUUGGGGAAUCCGUGGCUCAACUCAAAACUAGCUAGCUAA
This is a messenger RNA of Podospora anserina S mat+, 408 nucleotides long. RefSeq lists its product as uncharacterized. Lineage: Eukaryota; Fungi; Ascomycota; Sordariomycetes; Sordariales; Podosporaceae. The record is from RefSeq and is a predicted model, not a curated record. The transcript has a single exon. Bases 1 to 408 code for a protein of 135 amino acids.